CACGGGCGGGCCAGGGCCUCCUGGUGGCCAUAGCCCGGCUCUAUGCCCCGACUGCCGUCACUAUAUGAUCCCACAUGUCACCAUUGGGCUCGCCGCAACGGUCGGCCGAGGUGUCCACCCAGACCAGUUGGCCGCCCAGACCAGUUGGCCAGACCAGUUGGCCGGGUGGGCCAAAACGCCUAAGUACGCUAUCUGCCCGGGUUGGGGGCAAAUUCGGGUGGCCCACUUUGUAUGGGAAAAGUGACCGACGCACGGGCCACCCCAUACUAAAACCGUCCCCCCCCAGCAACUUUCGGACACCUCAACGUUUGUGCGCACGAUGUGUGCCCAAGUGAGGCCGGUGGUACUACGUGGAAAGGAGGUCAACUUGACAGCCGGAAGCACCCCUCCCGGGGCACGUUUCGCGGUGUUCCUGAUGGCCUCCCGUCCACAUCUUCCCUUCUACCGCUGGCGUCCUCUUCAUUGCGGACAACGGCGACCGAAGC
Aspergillus steynii IBT 23096 is the source of this 485-nucleotide messenger RNA. RefSeq lists its product as uncharacterized. The record is from RefSeq and is a predicted model, not a curated record. NCBI's taxonomy places the organism in Eukaryota, Fungi, Ascomycota, Eurotiomycetes, Eurotiales, Aspergillaceae. The transcript is spliced from 2 exons. Bases 75 to 335 code for a protein of 86 amino acids.